This is a messenger RNA of Rotaria socialis, 1524 nucleotides long. Lineage: Eukaryota; Metazoa; Rotifera; Eurotatoria; Philodinida; Philodinidae. The record is from the annotation of a GenBank genome assembly.
AUGUCACUCGAAAUUGAAUCAGCUGAUGUUAUUCGUCUGAUACAACAAUAUCUCAAAGAAAAUAAUCUAUUACGUACUUUAGCUCAAUUACAAGACGAGAGCGGUAUAUCAUUAAAUACUGUUGAUUCUAUUGAAAGCUUCAGUAGUGAAAUAAAUAAUGGUCAUUGGGAUACUGUUUUACAAACAAUUCAAUCACUUAAAUUACCUGAUAAUAAACUUCUUGAUCUUUAUGAACAAAUUGUUAUUGAAUUAAUUGAAUUGCGUGAAUUAGGAGCAGCACGUACUUUAUUACGUCAAACAGAUCCAAUGAUUAUGCUUAAACAACAACAACCUGAUCGUUACGUACAUUUGGAAGAUUUACUUACGCGAUCGUAUUUUGAUCCAAGAGAAGCUUAUGCGGAAGGACAAAAUAAAGAAAAACGUCGUCAAGCUAUUGCAACUGCUCUUUCAGGUGAAGUUAGUGUUGUACCUGCUUCACGUUUACUUGCUCUUUUGGGUCAAGCAUUGAAAUGGCAACAGCAUCAAGGACUUUUACCGCCCGGUACUUCCAUUGAUUUGUUUCGUGGCAAAGCUCAAGUUCGUGAACAAGAAGAAGAAAAAUAUCCAAGUCAACUAAGUCGUGUGAUGAAAUUCGGUAGUAAGGCGCAUGUUGAAUGUGCACGUUUUUCACCUGAUGGUCAAUAUCUUGUAACUGGUUCAUUCGAUGGAAUCAUCGAAGUAUGGAAUUUCACAACAGGAAAAAUUCGUAAAGAUCUGAAAUAUCAAGCUCAAGAACAAUUUAUGGUUAUGGAUGGUGCUAUUUUAGCAUUAUGCUUUAGUCGAGAUUCAGAAAUGUUAGCAUCGGGUAGUCAAGAUGGGCAAAUUAAAGCAAGUGUUUUCUUUUGUUUGCGAAAAUUUGAUAAAGCACAUUUGAAAGGUGUAACAAGUUUGGUAUUUUCCAAAGAUAGUACACAAUUAUUAAGUGCUUCAUUUGAUCAUUUUGUUCGAAUCCAUGGAUUAAAAUCUGGUAAAGUUAUAAAAGAAUUUCGUGGACAUGCUUCCUUUGUAAAUAAUGCUAUAUUUACGGUUGAUGGCCAUCAUGUUUUAAGUGCUAGUUCGGACGGUUCAGUUAAACUAUGGAGCAUGAAAACAACUGAGUGUAGUUCAACAUUUAAAUCAUUUGGAAGUACGGAUAUUACCGUUAAUAGUGUUCAUUUGCUAGCAAAAAAUCCCGAACAAUUUGUUGUUUGUAACAGAAGUAAUACUGUGGUUAUUAUGAAUAUGCAAGGACAAAUUGUAAGAAGUUUUACAAAUGGAAAAAAAGAGAACGGUGAUUUUAUUUGCUGUUGUGUAUCACCACGUGGCGAAUGGAUCUAUUGUUGUGGUGAAGAUAUGAUGUUGUAUUGCUUUAAUGUACAAUCUGGUAAACUCGAAAAAGUUUUAUCGAUUCACGAAAAAGAUGUGAUUGGACUUAGUCAUCAUCCGCAUCAAAAUUUAAUUGCAACAUUUUCAGAAGAUGGUACAAUGAAAUUAUGGAAGUCUUAG